CACGUCAGUUUGCGUUCACUGUCAAAAAUACAGGGUAAAGAGGGGCACAACAAAUGGUCCUCCAUCAGACAUUUGUUUAGAAGAAAAAUCACCAAACACCAUCUUCAACCUAAUAAUUUAAGGAACAAAUAGCAGAAUAUUUACUCCACGAUAUCUUUCCUAACAUUUUAAUAACAGGGUCUUUAAAGUAGCAGAACUGGGUCGGUCUAGGUCUAGGUACAGGUCAGAGACAGAUCAGACAGACAAUGAAACGACGAGCGUUAAAGAUAGUUGUACAACAGAUAACGAACGAACUUCAUCCUAUUCAGAAUCUACACAAACAAGUAGAGAUGAUGACGAAAUCCUAAGGAUUCUCAAGGAGAAUAAUGAAAUACUCCACAGUGUCAAAACAUACGGACACGAUGAGGACGAACUGUUUGUCCGGUCACUAGUGCCAUCUUUAAAAGAAUGUUCGGGAGAAAAUAAGUUGAAUUUAAGAAUGGAGAUGAUGAAGGUAAUAGUAAAUUUUAAGAAAUCUCUCCCGCGGCCGGCGCCCCCAACGCAGAGUCUGGCAGCUGCGGCCCCGGCGCCGGCCCCGCCAGCAGCCGCUCGAAUUUCGCAGGUUUCGAAUCCUGACGCUGCUCCAGUAAAACCAGCUCGAAAAAAGGCUAAAGAAAAUGGUGAAGAUUCAGGAACGGCAAGAGAGAGUAUGUAACUUUCAUCCCUGUUCAUGUUUCAUAAUAUGCAAAAAUCAAUCAUCUUACAUAAAUGGAGAACACAUAAAGGAGGCAAAUAUAUUAAUAUUAAUUUAUAAACUGUGAUCGAAACUUCUUGCGCAAUAACUACGAAAAAAACUCCGAUCAAAUUAAUCAAUCUGACACACGACAAUUUGUCAAAAAUAGAAAAAAGCAUCGUUCAAUUUAAUCUGCACGCGUCGAGGAAUCAUUAAAAUGCAAUUUAGUUACGACAGUAUUAAAUUAUUCCGUGUAUACAUACCAAAACAUUGAAAAUGGCGUGUCACACGAAAAUAGCUAAACAAAUGAAAGAAGAGGACAUAGCUAUAAAGGGGGCGCACCUACUGGGGCCAAGUGUCGAGUCGAAAUUCGACGAGUUAAAGUACGAGGUGAUCCAUAAGAUUGAUAAGGAGUUGACUGAUUCUCACAACGCCAGGGAGUAUAUAUCGCAGAAGUACGACGAGCUGUGCAGCAAGAUCCAGUACUUGACGGAGCUGGACGCGACGGUGACGGGGUUCCGCAGCGACGUGAAGACCAUUGAGAAGCAGAUCCACGAGCUGUCGUCCCGCGUCGACGACAUCGAGAAGAGAACCAUCUGCAAGGAGUGCCCCUCGCUCACAUCUUCCAUGUAUUAAAUUAAAUUGACAGUUGGAA
Molecule: messenger RNA, 1367 nt
Organism: Trichoplusia ni (cabbage looper)
Lineage: Eukaryota; Metazoa; Arthropoda; Insecta; Lepidoptera; Noctuidae
Exons: 2
Coding region: 989-1348 (119 amino acids)
Source: RefSeq, a predicted model, not a curated record